CAUACCAAAUGAACACUUGAAGAAAAUGGCAUCGAUGGCAGCCAAAAUUAAUGCGACGUUAUACCUACCAAGGCAUAUUUUCAAGUCGGAGAAGAAUGAUAGUAUAGAUGUCGCCACCCAAAUUGGAUUUUAUCCUUCGAGGGAAAGGACAGUGAUGGCAAAAAUACAUCGCAGAUUUUCGGUCACGGUUAGUAGUUCUGUUAAUCCGAGAAUUCAGGUGGACACGAUCAAUGGAAAGAAGGUUAAUGGGAUUCAUGUGGAAGAGGCUGAUUUAUUGUUAGGAAACAAGAGUGGUGGUACUCAUGUACUACUUAAAGAUAGAGGCAGUGAUGCAGCUCUUCAUUCAUGUUUACAUGGGAAAUUCGUGGAGGAUAGGUUUGUAUAUAGGCAGACAUUCAUUAUAAGGUCUUAUGAGAUUGGUCCUGACAAAACUGCAACCAUGGAGACACUGAUGAAUCUUCUUCAGGAGACAGCUCUGAAUCAUGUGACAGGUUCUGGCCUUGCCGGAAAUGGCUUCGGGGCUACUCGUGAGAUGAGCCUCCGGAAACUGAUAUGGGUGGUCACUCGCGUCCACAUUCAAGUUGAGAGAUACAGUUGCUGGGGAGAUGUUGUAGAGAUUGAUACUUGGGUAGAUGCAGCAGGAAAAAACGGAAUGCGCAGGGAUUGGAUUAUCCGAGACUAUCAUACUCAAGAAAUUAUUACCAGAGCAACAAGCACUUGGGUGAUAAUGAAUAGAGAAACAAGAAGGUUGUCAAAGAUCCCGGACCAAGUGAGGCAAGAGGUAGCGCCUUUCUACCUAAAUAGAGCAGCAAUUGCUACUGAGAAAAUCGAUAAGGAGAAAAUCGACAAGCUCACUGAUGGAACUGCCGGGAGAAUCCGAUCAGGCUUAGCACCAAGAUGGAGUGACAUGGAUGCCAACCAACACGUAAACAAUGUUAAAUACAUUGGAUGGAUUCUUGAGAGCGUGCCACUCAAAGUACUAGAAGAGUAUGACAUGACAAGCAUGACUUUGGAGUUUCGAAGAGAAUGUAGGCAGUCAAAUCUGCUAGAAUCAUUGACGAGCACAACAGCAAGUUUGGCUCAUGAGCAUCAACGCAACAACAACAACUCGAUCAAUCGCAAAUCAGACUUUCAGUACACACACUUGCUCCGGAUGCAAGCCGAUAAGGCAGAGAUAGUGCGAGCAAGAACAGAAUGGCAUGGUAAACAAAAACAUAUACUGCAAUGAUAUAUGUACUUGAAUUCAGAAUCUGCAGAUUGAUUUUCACCCACUUCAAUUUAUUUUCUUGAUUUUCAAGCUUUUAGAAGGGUAAGCUUGUCCAUCUGGGUUUGUUUCUAUCACAAUGUUUUUUUUGUGCGUGUUGUAUUUUAUUCAUCAGGCUGUGCUACAUUAUGCAAGUCAGCUCCAUGUUUGACAGUGCAUUGCUGUGGCACACUUGCCUCUUCAAUAUAUGUGAAUGACAUAUUCACUCA
This is a messenger RNA of Argentina anserina (silverweed cinquefoil), 1473 nucleotides long. Its product is annotated as palmitoyl-acyl carrier protein thioesterase, chloroplastic-like. The record is from RefSeq and is a predicted model, not a curated record. Bases 26 to 1228 code for a protein of 400 amino acids. Gene Ontology annotation, biological process: fatty acid biosynthetic process. Gene Ontology annotation, molecular function: fatty acyl-[ACP] hydrolase activity; acyl carrier activity. The transcript has 6 exons. NCBI's taxonomy places the organism in Eukaryota, Viridiplantae, Streptophyta, Magnoliopsida, Rosales, Rosaceae.